GAAACAACAAGUGUAGUAGCAAAAGGGAUGUUGUGGGCACACUCAAUGAACAAUUAUUGCACUACCAACUAUAAGUGUAUAACCAUAUUAGUCCCUAACAGUCCUUUAUAUAUAUUGUACUACUGUUUCACUUAGUUUUUGGGGGCUUGUUCAAAUUCACUCGAAUGUAAUUACUUAGUAGUAAGUUUUCGUACCAAGGCUAAAUAAUCCAAAUAAGCCUGUACAGGUUCCACCAUAUUCGAUCUCCUUUCUUUUCCUUUUUGAAAUUAGGAUUUCGUUCUCAUAUCAUUCCUCUUUUCUUUGUGCUAGAUACCGAUUCCUAUUUUAAUAAAAUUAAAUAUAAGUACUUGUAAAUGAUGACUAGUGAAAGCAAGACUGCGAAUGCUAUUGGAGGAAAGACAGCUAGAGCUUGUGAUAGCUGUUUAUCAAAGAGGGCACGCUGGUUUUGUCCAGCUGAUGAUGCUUUUCUUUGUCAAUCGUGCGAUGUUUCGGUCCAUUCGGCUAACCAGUUGGCUAGUCGUCAUGAACGUGUUCGUCUUGAAACAUCUUCUAACAAAUCUACUGUCACCAAAUUCGUCGACCAAACACAUCAGCCUUGUUGGCACCAGGGCUUUACUCGAAAAGCUAGAACGCCUAGAAAUGGAAAGAAGGCGCAAAUCGGGAGAGGGAAAAAGGCCGAGGAGAAUCGGGUUCCAGAAAUUGGCAGUGAAGAGAACUCACCAGAUGAAAAUGAAUUCGAAAAUGAAGAACAGCUUCUUUAUCAGGUUCCCGUUUUCGAUUCAUUCGAGGCAGAACUGUGCACUGUGCCUGAUGAAACUGCAACUAUUACGGAUCACUUGGACAUGCUGCUGAACGGCGAAGAUGCAUGCGAUGGUUUGAACCUCCCUGAAUUUCUUUCAUCCGAUAUUGAGCUUGCUGAAUUCGCAGCCGAUGUUGAAAGCUUGUUAGGCGAAGAAGAUCAAGAGAGAACUCGGUUAUCAAACGAUGCUGUUGAAGAUAACAAGUCGAUUAAAAUUGAAGUUGAAGACGAAGAGAUGAGAGAAGCUGUUGCUUGUCAUUUGGAUCCUGAAUUGGACAUGGCAAGGGAAGCACUGAAUUGGAACUUUGAUGAGUAUUAUGAAGAAACAGUUGAACAGAAAGUACUGCCAGCAGCAGCAGCAGCAGCAACAGAAUUUGUCACUAGUGAAGAGUACAGUGGCAGUAGUAAAGCUGAUGAAAAAGGGAGGCUGCUUCUGAGGCUUAAUCAUGAGGCAGUUAUUAGUGCUUGGCCAAAUCAAUCUUCGCCAUGGACAAAUGGAAUCCGACCCCAUUUCAAUCCUGAUCAUGACUACUGGCCUGAUUUCUUGGAAACAAGUGGAGAUCAUCAAGGAUAUUAUGGAGGACAUGUAAGAAGUGGCGAUGGAGGAAGAGAAGCGAGGGUAUCGCGUUAUAGAGAGAAGAGACGCACCAGAUUGUUUUCCAAGAAAAUACGGUAUGAAGUUAGGAAACUAAAUGCAGAAAAAAGGCCUCGGCUUAAAGGACGAUUUAUUAAAAGGACAUCUUCAUCAUUUUCAACGCCUGGUUUUCCAUACCUGAUGAACAAACGAUGAUGAUGAUGAAUUGAUCUAGUUGAUAGAGUUUGUAUUAUAACAUCGCCAUUUUGCUUGCUCUAGCAAUUUGGAACGACUUAAUUAGGUUUUCUUUUUCAUCAUAACCUAUGCUUAUUCAAUCAAUAAAAUCUUAUGAAUUAAGCUUUUGUUACA
Capsicum annuum is the source of this 1742-nucleotide messenger RNA. RefSeq names its product zinc finger protein CONSTANS-LIKE 8. Bases 354 to 1589 code for a protein of 411 amino acids. NCBI's taxonomy places the organism in Eukaryota, Viridiplantae, Streptophyta, Magnoliopsida, Solanales, Solanaceae. The transcript is spliced from 2 exons. Gene Ontology annotation, cellular component: nucleus. Gene Ontology annotation, biological process: regulation of DNA-templated transcription. The record is from RefSeq and is a predicted model, not a curated record. Gene Ontology annotation, molecular function: protein binding; zinc ion binding.